AUGGGUCUCGAGAUUUCAGGAUGUUCAUUCAUUUGGGUUGUAAGACAAAUGAAGAAUGAUGACGGUCAGAUAUUCUUUCCAUGGGGUUUUGAGGAGAGAAUAGAAGGGAAGGGUCUGAUUAUUAGAGAUUGGGCACCACAAGUACUCAUCCUCGACCAUCCAGCGGUUGGCGGAUUUAUGACUCAUUGUGGACGGAAUUCUAUGUUAGAAGGUUUAAGUGCAGGGGUUCCGAUGAUAACUUGGCCUAUGUUUGCCGACCAGUUUCAUAAUGAGAAGUUCAUCACUCAAGUGAUAAAGACCGGAAUUCGAGUUGGAUUUGAAGAGUACACCCUGUGGGUGGAUGUCGAAUAUGCUUCAUUAGUGAAGAGCGCCAAGAUAAAUAUGGUGGUCGGUCAGUUUAUUGGUGAAGGAGAAGAAGCAAAAGAAAUGAGAAAACGAGCUAAAGAAAUGAGUGAAAUGGCCAAGAGGUCUGUUGAAGAAGGUGGUUCGUCUUAUGCUAACUUGACUACUUUGAUCGAAGAAAUGAAAAUCUUUACUAGUAAGAAAAGUAAACCAGCGUUGGCAUAA
Messenger RNA from Papaver somniferum (opium poppy), 567 nucleotides. Its product is annotated as UDP-glucosyl transferase 73B2-like. The record is from RefSeq and is a predicted model, not a curated record. NCBI's taxonomy places the organism in Eukaryota, Viridiplantae, Streptophyta, Magnoliopsida, Ranunculales, Papaveraceae. Bases 1 to 567 code for a protein of 188 amino acids. The transcript has a single exon. Gene Ontology annotation, molecular function: UDP-glycosyltransferase activity.